Messenger RNA from Cylicostephanus goldi, 357 nucleotides. Lineage: Eukaryota; Metazoa; Nematoda; Chromadorea; Rhabditida; Strongylidae. The record is from the annotation of a GenBank genome assembly.
AUGCACGGAGUACGACAAAAAAAUCGUCCGGGAUGCUGUCUUCGAGCAAACAGAACACUUUGCAGAAAUGAGAUUAAUCGCAAUGUCUGCACUUGUUUCAGGGAUGAUCCCGACAUGGAAGCUCUCGCUGAAAUGAUAGAAAGCGAGACAGGACUGAGCAAGAAGUUUAGCCUUAUCUCAAAUACCAAGACUUCAACGGAGUUAGUAGAUGCCUUCAAAGCCUUCAACACAACUGAAGAGGUGUCGAAAGAAAUGGAAGAUGUGUUUAUUGGCUCUGACAAUUAUAUUACUGAAGAAAUCAAGGAAAAGGGUAAGUCGCCCUAUAAACGUAGAGUGACUUUACGAGCAGAUUACUGA